Molecule: messenger RNA, 2542 nt
Organism: Medicago truncatula (barrel medic)
Lineage: Eukaryota; Viridiplantae; Streptophyta; Magnoliopsida; Fabales; Fabaceae
Product: protein KINESIN LIGHT CHAIN-RELATED 1
Exons: 3
Coding region: 640-2358 (572 amino acids)
Molecular function (GO): protein binding
Source: RefSeq, a predicted model, not a curated record
GUAUACUAUAAAAUUGAAAGACAUAAUAAAAAAUUAAACAACGUAAAUUUUCUGAAACUCCAAUUUCAAUCUAAAAACAGAAUCAUGGAAAUUGUGACUCUGUUCUUACCUUUCUUCCUAGUGAAGCUUGUUCUGAAAUUAAAGUAUUCAAAUUCCAUUAUUACAAGUCGUCUCUUUCAAGCAACGUUCCACUACUACCAUCCCUAAUCCAUUUCUCUUCUACUUUUUUUUCCCUUUUUCACUCUCUUUUUCUUCGAACACUCACUUCUAUACUCAUUUCAAUCUUCUCCCACACUUCUUCAUUGUAAUUAUAUAUGCACAUUCAAUAGCUUAGAACAAAAUUAAGUUUGUUUUUUUCACCCAAAAAUCAGAAUUUUUUGACAUGGUAUAUUCUAAUUAAAAAAGAAUUUUUCCCUUUUUUGAAAAACCAAUUUGGAAUAAUGGGUAUGGAGAAAUUUUCAAUUUUGAAUAGUGGGUAUGAAUAAAUUUUCAAUUUUGAAUAAUGGGUAUGAAGAAAGCUUAAAUUUUGAUCCAUGAAUGUGAAAAAAAUUCAAUUUUGAAACUUGGGUGUGAAGAAAGUUUAAAUUUUGAAUCAUGGGUAUGAAGAAAUUUUGAAUUGUGGGUAUUGAUUGUUCAACAAUGACAGAGUUAACAGUGAAAACCCCACCUCAAAUGCAAUCAUUUGGUGUUUUCCUCCGUGAACCACCACAGAAUGAGUCCACCGAUGAUGAUAACCACCGGAACCAAUCACCCGCGAUGAGGAAAACCAUAAAGAAAACAAUAAUCAUUGAUGAAUCUUCCUUAGAGAAUCCUGAUUUGGGUCCAUUUCUUCUGAAGAUGGCAAGAGAUACCAUAGCUUCUGGUGAGAAUCCAGAAAAGGCUUUGGAUUAUGCAAUUCGGGCAUCCAAGUGUUUUGAACGGGUUUUGGGUCCGGGUGUGGAUCUUGCCACGUGUUUACAUGUUGUUGCUGCAAUUUAUUGUAGUUUGGGGAAUUUGGAUGCGGCUAUUGAGGAGUUGGAAAGGUCUAUUAUGUUGUUGGAUGUUGAAAACGGGUCGGGUCAUGCUAUGGUGAAGUUUUCUGGAUAUAUGCAACUUGGUGAUACUUAUUCUAUGACUGGAUUGUUGGAUAGAUCCAUUCUGUGUUAUGAGUCGGGUUUGAAGAUUCAAAUGGAUAUUUUGGGUAAGUCCGACCCGAGAGUUGCUGAGACUUGCAGGUACUUAGCUGAAGCCCAUGUUCAAGCCAUGCAAUUCGACGAUGCAGAGCACUUCUGCAAGAAGACACUGGAAAUUCAUAGGGAGCAUUGCUCACCCGCUUCCCUUACUGAAGCAGCGGACCGGCGCCUCAUGGCCCUUAUCUGUGAAGCAAAGGGAGAUUAUGAGCCAGCACUCGAGCAUCUUGUCCUAGCCAGCAUGGCGAUGAUUGCUAACGGACAAGAUAACGAAGUUGCAGCUAUUGAUGUUAGCAUCGGAGAUAUUUACUCGUCGCUAUCUCGUUUCGACGAAGCUGUCUUCGCCUAUCAGAAAGCGCUGACAGUGUUCAAAUCCACCCAGGGUGAAAAUCACAGUUCUGUUGCUUUAGUGUACAUUCGACUCGCAGAUCUUUACUGUAAGACUGGAAAAUUACGAGAGUCAACGUCCUAUUGCGAAAAUGCGUUAAGAAUAUACAGUAAACCUAUGCCUGGAAUAACCGCCGGAGAGAUUGCAAGUGGAUUGACUGAAAUCUCUGCCAUCUAUGAAGCUCUAAACGAGCCCGAGGAGGCGCUGAAGCUUUUGCAGAAGGCUGUAAAAUUAUUGGAGGGUAUCCCGGGACAAUAUAGGACAAUGGCAGGAAUUGAAGCUCAAAUGGGAGUGUUGUUCUACAUGGUCGGACGGCAUGUGGAUGCAUGGAAAUCUUUUGAUAAUGCUGUCACCAAGCUGAGAGCCGGUGGGGAGAGGAAAUCUGCAUUUUUUGGAUUUGUGUUGAACCAGAUGGGUUUGGCAUGUGUUCAACUGUAUAAAAUUGAAGAGGCUGCCACACAUUUUGAAGAAGCUAGAGAUAUAUUGGAGAGGGAAUAUGGAACCUAUCAUUUGGACACUCUUGGAGUGUAUAGCAACCUAGCUGCAACUUAUGAUGCCUUGGGAAGAGUUGAAGAUGCCAUUCAGAUAUUGGAAUACAUACUCAAAAUGAGAGAAGAAAAACUUGGAACUGCAAAUCCAGAUGUUGAUGAUGAAAAGAAAAGACUGUUUGAGCUUUUGAAAGAAGCCGGCAGAGUUCGAAGUAGAAAGGGAACAUCUCUUGAAAACCUUAUAGAUUCAAACUCCUUAAAGAUGAAGAAAGAAGCAAGAAGGAAACGGGGUGCAUUUGGUUUUAGAACUUAGAGAGGUCUAGUUCUUUACCCCCAAAAAUUAUCUCUUAUUUUGAACAUGUGAGAAUUUGUUGAGAUUUUAGAUUCGAAGAAGCUUCCUUGUUCCUAUAUAUUUUAACAUAAUCCAAGUUUCACAUGAUUUUUUUUUUCUGGCACAUGUGAGGAAAUGAAUGGUGAUUAUAAACUCCUUUUGUUUC